CGCUUAAUUGACCAAACGCUAAAACCCGUACAGCAUGGCAGCUGCUAUUCACUGCCUUUGUCUUGAGGCAUCCCCUUAUUUCCUGCCCUGCUGUCCAUCCUCUCUUCUAAAGAGUUCCAAACUCAGAAUACAAUUUUCGUCAAAUCAACGCCACAGCUCUUAUAUUCGGACUUCGCAAAGUGUAUGGCGUCAUGACUCUUGCUCAACCAAUACACAUCAUCGGCGCCGGCAUAGGUGGUUUAACACUUGCUCGUUGCUUCAAACAUCGCGGCGUCCAGUCUAUAAUCUUUGAUAAGAGCCCUUCGCCCGCUCUUCACAACUACGGAGUCUCGCUGCAGCCAUGGGCUACAAAGCUUCUCAUCAAUGUGCUCAAUGUAGAUGAGUCAAGUUUCGCACGCCGAGUCGCUGUUGAUGGCUUAAGGGGAGGUACAGGAAAGGUCUACCCCAGUCUAGUGUCUGGUUUGGGAAGUGGAAAGGGACAUGCUGAGCUACUGAGAGCGCAUCAAGGCAGACUGGAGGAAGUGCUGAGGGAGGAGUUGGACAUCAAGUGGGGUCAUGCAUUGGAGGGUGUCGAAGCGAACGGAACAGGUCAUACAUUAACUUUCAAAGACAAAGAGAAAGUUCAUUGUGACAUCGUAGUCGAUGCAUCGGGUGUCCAUUCCCAAAUCCGGAAGUCACUUCUGCCUCAUGUGCAACUCAAUGUCCUUCCAUACGUGGUAUUUCGAGGGAGUCGCCGUGUCGAGAGAGCUGCGUUUAAAGAGACAUACGAGAGUUACUUCAAGGAUGGGAACAUAAUAGAGACGAAGCAAGACGAGACACUAUUGCAAAUUGCUAUCAACGACUACCAGCAAAUUUCGGGCGCAGUAGAUAUAAGCUAUAUCUAUUCACGGCCUUCCCACACAAAGUCCGAAGAUCCUCUCCACCAGCCAGAUCGCUUGCCCAUCCAAGCAUCUGAUAUUUCAGAAGAGUUCUUUGCCGAAAUCUCGAGAUUACAAGACCUAGAGCAGCCCUUUAAAGAUGCUUUCGAUGAGGGGAAUGUGAGGAAGGGGAGAACGCUGCAUUGGCUGAUGAGGGAUGUGCUUGUGAAAAGAGAGGAGUUGGAGAGACUCGCGAACCAGGGGAGAGGUGUGUUGUUGAUUGGGGAUGCGGCGCAUGCUUUACCUGUGCUUGGGGGAGAGGGGGCGUGUUUUGCAAUUAGAGAUGCGGUUGAAUUGGCCGGGUUUGUUGGGGAGGGCUUAGGAGAGCCUGGUGAGGCUGUUGUGGAUGCAGAGGGUUUUUACGGCAGCAUUUAUACGGAUUGGGAGGAUGCAGUACGUAUAGGUGAGCAGAGAUUGAGAGAGAUGCAUCUUGAAAGACGGUCAAGUUUGUGAUUCUAUGACUUCUGCAGGAGGUAUGAAGUAUACGUACUUGAUUAGGUUGACGAUUCUUCGUAUCCGGAAUGCUUGUCAGUCGAACAAUCUUGCUUAUUGUUUCUAACUUGACUCUUGUCGUUCUUUGCUACCCUCCACACGCCAAUUAUAGCUUGUUUGAUAACCGUCUAAUGGCUGCAUUUCUCAUUCCAUUACUGUUAGAGGUCUUAAAUUAUUAGCAUCUCCAGUGCGGUUGCUCACUCAUAUUACCAAAUGAAAUGUUGUAAUCAUGAUG
Cadophora gregata is the source of this 1644-nucleotide messenger RNA. RefSeq lists its product as uncharacterized. Gene Ontology annotation, molecular function: FAD binding. The record is from RefSeq and is a predicted model, not a curated record. Lineage: Eukaryota; Fungi; Ascomycota; Leotiomycetes; Helotiales; Ploettnerulaceae. The coding region runs from base 192 to 1370 and encodes 392 amino acids. The transcript has a single exon.